This is a messenger RNA of Manduca sexta (tobacco hornworm), 3662 nucleotides long. RefSeq names its product paired amphipathic helix protein Sin3a (gene Sin3A). The record is from RefSeq and is a predicted model, not a curated record. Lineage: Eukaryota; Metazoa; Arthropoda; Insecta; Lepidoptera; Sphingidae. Bases 546 to 3260 code for a protein of 904 amino acids. Gene Ontology annotation, cellular component: chromatin. Gene Ontology annotation, molecular function: transcription corepressor activity. Gene Ontology annotation, biological process: negative regulation of transcription by RNA polymerase II. The transcript has 19 exons.
GUGGAGCGGCGGGCGUGAGCUCCAGCGCGCCCGCGCCGCCCGGCCAGCCCGUCGAAUUCAACCAUGCAAUAGAGUACGUCAACAAAAUCAAGUCGCGGUUCUCCCGACAGCCGGAUAAGUACAAGCGAUUUCUGGAGAUCCUGCAUGCGUAUCAACGCGGUCAUCGAGAUCUGAAAGAGCCACAGGCGAAGCAGCAAACCGAGCAGGAGGUUUACUCGCAGGUGGCUAAGCUAUUUGAAAACCAGGAAGACUUACUUGCAGAGUUUGGUCAAUUCCUGCCUGAUGCUAAAGCUGUAACUAAGCCGCCGGACAGGCCGCCUACGCCGCCCUUGCAGCAACAGCAGCGAGUGGAAAGCAGUGAUCUGGAGCGCGUGACGGUCGCGCCGCCGCCUUCUCCGCCGCACCACCUUGCGGCGCUACACCACGCGCAGAUUCCAAAACAUACAAACGCAGCACCUAGCGUGAUUCCUACCAAUCAACAUCACCAUCUCAAAAGAUCGCCCAGUUUUACAUCAUCUGGACCACAGGGCGUAGCAGGGUCCGGCAUGUCGGCGAGCGGUGUGACAAGCGCGGCGGGCGCAGCGAGCGGCGCGGGCGCAGCGAGUGUGUCGGGAGCGCCGCCCGCCAAAAAGCCGCGGUGCUCGGGACUCACGGGUGCCGCCGUGCGCGACGUGUCCUUCGCCGACGCAGCCAAGCUCGCCACGCAUCAUGAUUACAGUUUCUUCGACCGCGCCAGGAAGGCACUGCGUUCACAACAUGUCUAUGACAACUUCCUCAGGUGCCUGCUGCUCUUUACCAACGAGAUAAUAUCUUCGUCGGAGUUGCUCAGCGUGACUGCUCCGUUCCUCUGCCGGCAUCCUGACUUACAGAAAUGGCUGCAAGACUUUGUAGGACCACCAUCUCCACCACACACGCCUACCAACACUGUCCACACUGGAUAUAACUGGGCGACCAGCGCGCGCUACGAGCCUGUGGGCGCGCUCGGAGCACAACACCGCCACGAGCGAGCGCAGCCAGAACUCGCUAUGGAUAUAGAUCUGUCAACAUGCAAGCGACUAGGCACGUCGUACUGCGCACUGCCUCGGGACGCAGCCGCACGUCGCUGCUCCGGACGAACGCCGCUUUGCAAAGAGGUGCUAAAUGACACUUGGGUCUCCUUCCCCUCAUGGAGUGAAGAUUCAACAUUCGUAACAUCUCGUAAGACACAGUACGAGGAGUACAUUUACCGGUGUGAGGAUGAACGAUUUGAGUUGGACGUCGUGAUCGAAACUAACGCGUCCACGAUCCGCGUACUGGAAGGGGUACAGAAGAAAUUGUCUCGCAUGACGCCCGAGGACGCGGCAAAGUACCGGCUUGACGACUGCCUUGGGGGACACUCUCCCACCAUCCACCAGAGAGCGCUGCGCCGCAUAUACGGUGAUAAGGUGGCGGUAGAUAUCAUCGCUGGCUUAAAAAAGAACCCGGUAGUCGCUGUACCCGUCGUGCUGAGGCGAUUAAAAGCUAAGGAAGAGGAGUGGAGGGAAGCACAGAAGGGUUUCAACAAGCAGUGGCGGGAACUGAACGAGAAAUACUAUCUGAAGUCGCUGGACCACCAGGGCAUCAACUUUAAGCAGAACGACCUGAAGGCGAUGCGGUCGAAGACACUAUUCAACGAGGUGGAGAGCGCGUACGCGGCGCGGCGGCCCGGCCCGCACCUAGUGCUCGACUACAACAUGCAGAGCCGGCAGGAAGCCAUCAAGAUCGUGCGCGACACAGCCGAGCUGCUCAUCCACCACGCGCGGCGGCAGACUGCUAUUCAGAAGGCAGAGAAGAGGAGAAUCAAGCAAUUGCUGCGGCAGUUUCUGCCGGAUUUGUUCUCGCAUCCACGGCAGCCGCUGUCGGAUGACGAGAGAGAUGAAGAUAAGGAAGAACCACCAAGUCCAGACAGUGCCGGCACAGAUCAAGUGGGGCACGAGAACGACAAAUCAAGUGGCAAUGUGAAGCAAGAGAUCAAACAGGAGUCAUCGGAGUCUGACAACGCAUCAGACAAGAGCAGCAAAAACAACAAAAACAACAAGGAGAACAAACCGAAAAAUAAUAAUAACACUGAUAGUAAAGACACAAACCAGUCUGCAAACACCGUAAAACGGAACAGCAGCAGUAGCAACGAGGAAGCCGCGUCACUAAAGGCGGACAUCAAGUGCGAACCCCAGGAGAUGGAGGACGAUUUCAGAGAUUACCCGCCCAAUGAGGCGCGAUUCGUGUGCACAUCGUCAUGGUAUCUGUUUCUGCGUGUACACGGCGCGUUGUGUCAACGACUGGCGGCAGCGCGUCGCGUGGCGGCGGCGCUGGCAGCCGACGCGGCACGUCAGCCACCCACAGCCGCAUCCGCGCUGCGACUCAAACCCAACAACCUGCCUGCCGACGUGUCUUCACCCUCCGAGUACUACAAUGUUCUACUGGAACUGGUUAAGGGCGUGCUGGAUGGUAACGUGGAGCCGUCCGCGUACGAGGACGCUGCACGCGAGAUGCUUGGCAUCAAAGCUUACCCUGCAUAUACACUCGACAAACUGGUAUCCAUCGCGGUGCGGCAGCUGCAGCAUUGUGCUGCUGAGCCUUGGUCGGUGCAUGCGGCAGAAUUGGCAGCGCGUGGAAUGAGAGGUUCAGCCGCUUACGUGCGCCGUGCCGCCGGCCUGCUGCGGGACCGACAUGCCGCUUUCCUCGUGCGUGUUUACGGAGGCGACGAAUGCCGGGUUACCUUCGAACUACUUGACGGCGCGGGCGAAGGCCGCACUUCACCCCAUCACAACGAAGGGUCACGACUUUCACCAGCGGGCCAACCGCGGCAGUCCGCACAACAAGCACCUGCGGCAGCAGCUUCGGCGGUGGCACGCGUCGCCGCUUGGUCUCUCUACGCAGAAAGAUAUGCACGCCCCGAUGCACCUGCAACUGCCCCAACACAACACGGUCGCAGCAAGCCCGUAUUCCUAGCCCGAAACGCCCGUGCACGUGCAGGCGGUCACGUGGGCGGGGCCACCAGUGCUUCAGCGUCCGGCGGUACACCUCCACCAAGGCAUGCACGUCGCAAGCCGCCACGGCUCCAUGACGCCGCGGAGUGCACGUUGGCGCCGAGUCUGCGUUGGCGCGCCGUGGCUUGUCGUCCGUUUGCACUUUACCAACCAGGGGCCCUGGCUGCGGCACGCAACACACACCAACGGUUAGCAGCAGCGCGGCGGGAUCGGUUCCGAGCGUGGCUGCGACGACGGCGGGCGCCCGCCUAGUCUCACGCGAUUUUGCGCCUGCUGCACAGUGACGGGGGCCGGCCCAGCUGCUCGGCGUCGGGCGCCGCGCCGCGUUCUAGUGGCGGUGGCGAGACCACGACGCGUCGACGCACCGAUGCACACCCGCUCGCUAUUACGGCACUUCUGUCUGGACGCGUCGCCGGGAUAUCCGCCCGACCGAACACCGUUGUACAGAUCAAUAAAUAAAUAGGUUCGUUGACGAGUCCACAUAGAACUGCGCGUGCAGCGCGCGGCGGAGUGUGAGCAGAUCUCUCAGAUGUCUAACACAUCACUAACUGUGAAUAUUAGAACGGCAGUGAUCGUUAGCAUAGCCGACUACUUGAUAUUGUUAAUAUCUAAACAGAAAUGACUUGAAAAUAAAUAUUAUUAUAUUUAUAAUAA